UCCUUGCAGUGAGAGCAAGUAGGUGGAAUCCAUGGAUAAGUUACCAGCACCUCAACAACUUCACCCGACUGGCGUGUGAACUCCACCACACUUGGAAGCGGUUUUGUGAGGUCGACAGCAACCUUUAGAUGAGACAUGGUGAGACUGACCAAAUUGAGAGUGAAAUCAUCAGUUUCUUUGGGUUCUCCCACCAAGCCAGCUACAAGACUCAGUCCUUGUUGGUGGCGACGGUCUAGAGGUACGCUUUGCAGAUGAGCUCAAAUUUGGAUAGAUUCAAGGGGAGGAGAGGAUGUGGAGGCUGAAGAUGUCCAUUGAACAGCCUGAAACAUGGAAUCGCCAACAUACCAAACCCGUUUCUCAAAGAUUUUUUGUCUUAGGUAGUCAGACAAAAUUCUCACCAACAUUGAGCGGCUUAAAGGGUUAGUAUGGAUUUCAACUCGAAUGCCUUUUCCCCACAGGUGGUUUAAGACAUUUUGCACAUGGUUGAAAGGUGGUGGUCUGCCAUUGAAAUAGCAAAUUAUGAAAUCUUUGUGAAGCUCAGCUCCCUUCUGAAAUACACUAUUAGGGAUGAGCACUCUUGGGCGGCCUGUAUCAGAAAUGGUAACUGGAGCAAGUCUUGUUAGAGAUUUGUCCUGAGUUUUCCGGAGCUUUUCAGCUAGAUUUGACUUUACAGGAGGAGGAAUAUCAGGUUUACAAAGUCACAUGUCUGGCUUGGUGGAAAGGGUGAGGUUGAAGUUUGAGAUAUUGGGAUAGGGCUUGGAGCCGUAGCAGUUGGGUUUGAGGGUAAAGUUUUGCUUUUGGGAGAAUUUUUGUGAUUGGUUAGGGCUACAGAGGAAGGUGGAGGAGAGGAAGAAGCAACAUUUGAAGCUUUAUUAGAGAUGAUAGGAGAGGAAAAUUUUGGAGGAAGGACCUUUAAUUUCUCUAGGUCAAGGUGAACAGUGUUCUCAGAUCUUGCUUUGACAGGAGAUGAAAACACGGUUGAGGAGUUGGGUAAAGAAGUUUCAGUAACUGGAACAGCAGUUUAGUGUGGGGUAACGAGCAAGUGAUAGGGGAUUUUCAGGGUCAGGGUCGGGGGGUCAGGGGGGAUAAGGAUGCGGUUGUCACCAGCGGUGAGAAGCGGCGGAAAGAAGGCAGAAGCACUGUUCCCGGGGAACCAGGGGUUCUCCAUAACAGAGAGUUUAUUUCAGUUUUGAAACGUACUCUUAUGAAUGUUUCGUUUCACUCCUGUCUAGUACUAACUUCUUCCUGUAAUAUUUCGAUCUUCUAGAAAGGUUGAUCCUUUGCGUUUUGGUCUCUGGUAUCUGCUGUUAGAGUUGUAAGCAGAAACAGCUUCUCUAACUCGAGAGAGGAAGCUUUCUUCUCUUUUUGUAAUCUGCAGGAAGAGAUUGUGUUGUGUGUUCUUUGAUGUUUUUUUCUCUAAUUUUUGGAAACUUGACACACACGUCUUGAGUUCAGUUUACUGACCUAGCAAUUUAUUGCCUUGACCGUGGCAAUCUGAUGCAACGGCGAUUGAAACAUUUCUCCGCAUUUGUCUACAAAGAAUGGAAACAGAGCCCCACAAGCGAUGAUCUGACCUCUUUCCACAACCAUGAACAAAUCCAAAGCUGGUAGUGACUGCACUCAUAGAUCGAGUCUUUAACAGCAGACUGAUAGAACAGUAAGAUGCAGAGGAUAGGUAAGGGUUUUAGCCUCUUCAUCGGUUUCGAACCAAGAUCCCAGAUUCCUCUUAAGGGUUUGAUGAUAUGCACAUCACAGUGGACAAUGCGCGUAACAGUUAAUAUAGCACUGUAAGAACGAUAAAAAAACUAGGCUGAUACAUGAAUGAAGACCAAAAAAUUGGAUUUUUGUUUCGGUUUCCCCAAAAUGCUGCUCUCGCGUUAGGUGAAGUAACCUUACGGUUUUUGUUGUUAGGAGGGUCAUUAUAAGCAAUACUUCCAUCUCCAACAGUCUUUACUUAAUUAGCAGCAAUGUCGCUUUGUUGUGCCCGUUUUCUCACUAACAUACCUGUUUCUUUGGAGUGUCAAGAAACGAAUAAGAUGUCCACUCUCGUCAAGAACUGGACCGUCCUUUAUACAAAUGGGCUUAGCUGCUCCUAUAGCAAAAAAAUCCGAUCUACAUCUUUCUUCUUAACUUCACCUGUCGCUCCAAAAUCAACACCAUCAAUAACAAGAUAAUCAGUCAAAGAAACCGAAUAUGAUGAGACUCAAAAGUCGUAUGAAUAAACAAGGAAAGUAGAAGCCUCACUUUUGAUGCAAAGAAGUUACCAUUAUCAACCCUAACACUAAUUUCAUGUAAGCCACUACAAUCACCAUGCCUACGGAUAUUGAAAAUGGAAGGUCCAGGAUAUAGUGUUGACCUCAAGCAUCACUGAUAUGGCUCCAGCAGCUUCUUUAGCAGCCUGCAAAGAGGCUGCAUACGUUACUCUUUAACGUCCCACAUGUGUAGCAUCGCUUUCUGCAACUCACACACCUUUAGUCUCCUAGUAUAGAAUCGAACGUCCUGACAAAACUAGAGGCAAGGUUUGUUCAUAAUAGUGUUUUAUUAUAUUUGUAAGUUUUUUUGACCAAAGAAAAAGAAGAAUUGUAAGUUUAGGCAUAAAAAAGUUAUCUAAAUAAAUGGUUCUACUUGUUUCCACAUAGUCAAAUCCGAAAGAUAUAGGUAAGUAAUAAUAUUCUUAUCAUCACAAAAAUAACAAUAUAUUUCACGUGGACGGCUUGUUUAUUAUACUGGAUAAAAUUGAUCAAGUUGUUAUAGAAGGUUCCUGCUGAACACAUUAAGAACUCUAAAUCAAUUAAAUAUUGAGAACGCAUACGUUGAAAAUUUCCACUUUAUUCGCUUAUGACUAGAAAUAAACAAACCUCGCGGAAAAAAACAAUGUUCUUAAAAGUCAAACGUUAAUAAGAGUCAAAAACCAAAGGCUUGACCCGCACUGAAAAUGUUGCACAUGGAUCAUGAAAUGAAUCAUGAUAUAUAAAUAUCAACAACACUCAAACUUCACAUCCAGAAUUUUUGCUUAAUCCCAAAAGCUUUCAAAAACAAUAAUCAUAUUUAUAUGGAAAAUACAUCACAGGCGUUCAUGUCUCAGAGUUACCCUAAUUCUCAAGAAACCGCUAUACAGGCAACAAAAGAUUACCUAGCUUCACUCCAUUCGACCAGAAAGCAACCUUCAAAGCCCUUGAAGAGACCUAUAUCAUCGCCUUUGAACCCCAUGCAUCCACACGUUUACAGAGUCGAGCCAGUAAACUUCAAAGAGUUGGUUCAGCGUCUGACUGGUGCUCCUGAGCACGAGCCUGUGGCUAACCCGUUCAAGAGUUUGGAUGAUGCAGCAAAGGAUAGUUCUUCAUCCUUCCCGUUUGAUCUAUCAUCUUCAUCAUGGGGAGAUUUAUCACUUCGGAAUCCUGCAAAUAUCUCCGGAUGGUAGCUUAUAUUUUUUUAAUCUCCUUUUUCAAAAUAAAACAUUUUUUACUCUUGCAGAUGCUUCCUUUGAUUGAAAUGUAUCAACAAAGAAAAAACUAUACAAUAUUAAUAAAGAGGGUCCUUCAAAAAAUAUCAAUAAAGAAAAAUAUA
Messenger RNA from Brassica napus (rape), 3567 nucleotides. RefSeq names its product VQ motif-containing protein 29-like. The transcript has a single exon. NCBI's taxonomy places the organism in Eukaryota, Viridiplantae, Streptophyta, Magnoliopsida, Brassicales, Brassicaceae. The record is from RefSeq and is a predicted model, not a curated record. Bases 3053 to 3421 code for a protein of 122 amino acids.